UGUUAGCCUGUGGUGAUGCGUUCAGGUGCCAGGAGGAGGAGGAGGGUUCAGGGAAAGGUCUAACCCGUUGGUUUACACUGAACCAGAACCAGAACCCAAGACAUGAACCUGGACUCAGGUCUUCUCUCUGGAUCUGAUUAUUUUCAAUGAUGGUUAAAGACCUGUCUGGUCUCUGAUGGAGGAUCUGGAUGGAGGAUCUGGAUGUGGAUCUGGUUUCUGUGCAGUGAUUUUAUUCUGAGUCUGAGGUGUGCUGAUGUCUGGUGGGCAGCUACUUUAAAUGCUAAUUCUCCUGCUUUCCAUCCUGUACCCGAACACAUCAGCUCUAACUGCCCCCCCACAGAGUGACCACUCGGCUGUCAGCCCCCCCCCGAAACACAAACACCACGUCUGUCACAUGACAGACGAGAGGUCAGGCGUGUUUGACGAGUUCAGAGGGAGAGAGGAAGGAAGACGGUGUUUAGAUGGAGAGAAGAAGAAGAGGAGGAGGAGGAGGAGUCUCAGUGUGCAGCUAAUGGCCGUCUGUCUGUCUGUCCACCCCCCGGGUUUCUGUGAUUGGAGGCCGUCCUGCAGGGAGCCCCAGGUGAUUCUGGGUAAUUCUGUCCAGGUGUGAUGAGACGUGAAAAAUCCUUCACUUUCAGACCUGAUGCUCGUCCUGUUAUUAACCCUUUAAUACACACACACACACACACACACACACACACACUCAGGCAGGUCAUUACAGGCUGUUGCAGGAAUCAGCAGACAGUCCAUUAAAUCGUCUGUCUGAGUCUGAUUCACAGGUUGGACCCCCACAGAGACGACAACUCGUCUCCUUCACCAAGGACAAAACACACACACACACACACACACACACACACACACAGAGUCUGGACUCAGACCUGGGUUCUGUGUUUGGACCUCAGACCUGACUCAGAUAAAGAACCUGGAUCAUGUGAUCAGUCUGAUCAGAACCAACAAGGUCAAAGGUCAAGUUCUGUUUCCUGUUUGAAGAUGUUCACGUUAGAGUUUAACAGAAACAUUUCAGACCUGGAACAGCUCCUGGUUUUCAGACCCUGUCACAGGAAGAAGACGAUGGUGAUGAACAGGUGUGUGAGUGUGAUGCUGCUGAUGACCAGCAGGGGGCGGAGUUUAUCCACAGGAACAUGGAGACUUCAACAAGAAGAAACAGGAACAUUAAAGCUUCAUGUGGAGAAAAACCUCCUGACUCAGCCCUCAGUCCAGACUGACAGGUGACUCACCUGUGUCACUGCUUCACACAUCACCAGCUGGAGGAGGCUUUUAUUCUGAAGGACAACAUCAUGAACCUGUCGACAGGUGUGUGAAGGUUCAGAGCUGAUCCACCUGAGGUUACCUGGUCCAGAUGUUUCCUCAGGUGGAACCAGAGCAGUGAUGGUUUUCCUCUCUCUCUCUCUCUCCAUGCUCAGUGGUUGUCGAACGCCCGGUGGUCUCUGCAUUUAUUCAUGGAGCCUCUGAAACUUUAAUCGUCAGCUCCAUUAAUCUGUGGCUGCGCUUUAAAAGCAACAAUUAAAGAUUCAUCCCCCCCCAACUGAAAUAUUCAUGUCUGCUGAUUCACUGGAUGAAGGAGGAGACAGAGAAACACAGGAGCUGACAUCACUUCCUGUUCUCCAGCUAACCUCGCUAACGUUAGCAUCAGAACAUUAGCUGAGUGUUCACUACUGCUGAUGUGAGGAGCAGCCAUCUUGGAUUCUUCAGACUUCAGAGAGGAACCUGAACGCAGCAUUGUAUCAGUGAUACCAGCUUUUAGCAAUGAAUGCUAACUGGUACUAAUGUUAGCUAACCUAGCUAAUGUUAGCAGUAGCGUCAAAGUUUGUUUUUCUUCAUUGGUUUAAAGCUGCAGUCGUUUCCUCUUCCUCGUCACAGUGAAGCAGGAAAAUGACUCUGAACAGUUUCUGGACUCGGAUUGGCAGCAUCUGGAAAACAGGAGAGACUGGACCAGGUGGACCAGGUGGACCAGGAAACAGGAAGUCAGACUGACCAAUCAGGAUCAGAGUGAUAUUAACAGUAAUAAUAAUAACAGUAAUAAGACUGAUACAUAUGAAAUGUAACAGCAGGUGCUGAACAGGAUCACCUGGCUGAUCACCUGUCACUGACUCCUUCAUUUAGAAAACAGGAUUUAGGGCGCCCCGGAUCGACUCCUGGUCCGGCCGGAUCUUUACUGUGUGUCAUUCCCCCGCUCUCUCUCCCUGUUUCCUGUCUCCUCUCCACUGUCCUGUCCAUUAAAGGUGAAAAAAAAAACCCCAAAAAAAUAACCUCUGACCCCUGACCCCAGUCCUGAGCUUCAGUCCUGGUCCUGGUCCUGGUCCUCUGUCUCUGAAUGGGAGCAGCGUCCACAUACUUUUGGCCUCGCGCCGCUCCCCGGGCUCUGAUUGGUCAGGACGAAGACACCGUGUGUCGGAGGCUCCGCCCAGCGGGGGGCGCCCCGGCAGCAGAGCGGAGUGAGCCGGUGACCACAGCAAACGCUCCUCCCGCGGCUCCAACUUUACCUCCGCUUCUUUGUUCGGUUUGUGUCGGAGCCGGUUCGGUUCAGAGCUGCAGAGGAACGAGACGAAAGUUCGAGUCCCGGUCCAGAGAGAGGAGAGGAACCGAGGGAGACCCAGAGACCCGGAGACCCGGAGACCCGCUCCUGAUGCGGACUGACGCCGGGGUCCUGAAGUUCCAGAGCGGCGGGAGGAUCCGGGGUACGGACGCGGCGGGGACCGGGUCCUGAGCUCCUCCUCGGUCUGAGACUCAGUUACAUAAGAGAGGACGGAGGUCCUGGAUGAGAGCUCCGGGACUCGGACUCAGGACUGAGGAGUUUUUUAGGACGCACAUGGACUGAUCCAGCUCUCGGUCCUGGAUCUCUCUGGUUCUGAUCCGGCUCUGAUUCAGAGAACAUGAAAGUUUGGACCAGUUCUUGGAGCCGGACUCGGAUGGUUUCUCUCAUGGAUUAUUGUCCCGCUGCCUGCUGGGAAACCCUCUGUGAGAACAGCCAAUAAUCGAUCCGGACUGAGUGAACCCCCUUCUCCUCAGACUGUUUGAUGAGUUCUGGUGCUGGUUCUGGUUCCUGCUGAAGAGAAGAGACGCGGAUGUUCGCCGGGACGCAGCGCGCCGCGCCGCCGCACAUGGAGCGCUCCGGGCGGCCGCUGCUGCUGCUGCUGCUCGGCCUCCUGCUCCGGCUCUGCUCCGCAGUCACCGACGACCGCAUCAUCUCCGACCGGUACGCCGUCUACUGGAACAGCUCCAACCCCAGGUUCUUCCGGGGAGACUACACGGUGGAGGUGGCCAUCAACGACUACCUGGACAUCUACUGUCCUCACUACGAGGUGCCGGAGGCGGCCGAGCGCAUGGAGCACUACGUGUUGUACAUGGUGAAUUACGACGGGUACACCACCUGCGACCACCACAGGAAAGGCUUCAAACGCUGGGAGUGUAACCGACCGCAGAGCCCCAACGGACCGCUCAAGUUCUCCGAGAAGUUCCAGCUUUUCACGCCAUUCAGCCUCGGCUUCGAGUUCAGGCCGGGACACGAGUACUACUAUAUCUCGUCUCCACAUCCAAACCUGGCUGGGAAACCGUGUCUGAAGCUCAAAGUCUACGUCAAACCAACCAAUGACUCCGUGUACGAGUCUCCGGAGCCCUUCCUGACGGACGACACCACCGGCGGCUGCAGCCUCGCUCUGCCUCGCCUCUCCCUGCUCUUCGCCAUGUUGCUCGUCCCGCUCCUCGUCUUCAUCUUCGCCUCCUCAUAGCACCUCCUCUUCAACCUCCUCCCGUCGCUCUGAGGAGAAACAACCGACCCGAGGCAGGAAACCGAUCCAGCUCCCCCUUCCUGACCUCUGACCUUCACCUUAAGUCCGCUCAGCAGCUCAGCCAAUCAGAGGAGGCAGAGGUCAGAUGAUGUUUAAAGCUCCUACAGAGCUGUGAGUGGACUCCAUUAACUCCCAUGUUAAAGUCACCACAGAUCCACUGGAUGUAACGAGGUUACUGAACAUACGUCCGACCUCUGCUCACUCACGUUUCUACAACGAAUUAAAGCAAACUUAAAGAACCACAGCAGAGUAUUUUACUAAACCUACAACCUCCCAGAACAUGACGCUUUUUAAAUUCCUGUUCAAAGAAAUCUGGAUCAGAUGAGGAAUUAGAUGCAUAGUGUUCAAGUUAUUAUGAAAUAUCAGAUGAGAUGUUUGAUCCACGUCUUGAGCACAAGACUGAAAAUGUUCCAGGAUUCUUCCAGAGCUCAUACGAUGAGGAACAGGAGCACGUUGUUAUUUUGUUUACUCACAAUAAAAAAUAUCUUUUAGGACUUUGUACAGAUGUAGAACAAGAUAAUAAUGUUUGUACAAAUUAAAAAAAAGAUUUUUUUUAUUGUGUGUGCUCUCUCAUCAGUAUUUGUACGAGUCCUAUUACAUAGUGUUUUUUAAUCUUGUGCUCAGGACGUCGUCUGAUAUUUCAGACUGGAUCAUUUGUGUAAAACCUGAACCUAAAAAUAAAAAUAACGCUCAGAACAUCAGGGACCUCACAGACUGAACAUCACAAAUAACGACUUUUUGAACAGAAUGAAAAGCUGCUUUACAUUUAAACUUUAAAUUAACAGUUUGAGGAGAAUCAGACUUCACUGAUUUGUAUAAUUAAUGAGUAGAAAUCAAAGAUUGGCUUUGCAACAAACUGCAAACAAAACAAAUUAUAUCAGAUAAAGAUGAAUAAACUGUGCAGAUCUUUUUUUCAGAUCUAGUUCUCUAAUAUCUUUAAUAUGAAAUAUUUUGCACCAGAUAUUUUACAGUUUGUCUUGUUCCUAAACCUGCGAGUAAAAAGACAGUUUAGAGUAAAUCAGCUAAAACCUGAAGCUCUCUGAAUGAGUCUGGUCCAAAACGAACAACAUGAUGAGUGUGAACAUGGUGGUCGAUGGAGUCCAGCUUCAGUCUGUUUGGACAAACCAAAACAGAAACACGUCAGAGACUGAACUCAUCAGGCUGAUCUUCAUCCACAGUCUGCAGCAGGACCAGGUUCUCUGAGGAUCCAGCUUCAGGAAACAUCCAGUCCAUCUCAGACCUUUUCACUGAUGAUGACGGUCACAGAAAUCAGCCACAGCUGUUCAUCGGGUCAAACCCGUCAGUCCUGGUUUCUCUGAACUAUGCAGAACAAAGUCACCAUUCAACCUGGAUCCAAUAACAAGGUUCAGCUCUCACGUCUUCACCUCAACCUUCUCCCUGAUCAAUCAAUCAAUAUCUGACCAGAACAAUCUGAUUCUCAGACGCUGUCUUCACCUCUGUGUUUAAUGCAGCUUCCUAAUCACCUCAAUAUUCAACAUCAGGCGGCUUCGAACUCGAGUUUUCACUAAAACUAAUUUAGCAUGAUUACAUGGUUUCAGAUCGGGGGGGAGAACCGGGUCCAAAGUAACAAGUCGACUUUCUCUGAGCUCUGAGAUGUCCGACUGUGUCAGCAGGAAGUGAACACAACACUCAAACUGAAAAAGUAACUCAAGCAAUGAUUUUUUUUUUAAAUGACAAGUUUGUGUUUAUUGUCUCAUGAGUCAGAAACUUGAUCUACUGACAGAUUAUUGAUUAUUGAUCAGUGUUUUUCAGUGUGGACUCAGGUUUAAAUGACUGACACCUCCACCAUAACAAAUGUUACAGCAUUUAUCAAAGUGUUAAUGAGCUGAUCUUUAUAGGCACUGAAAUUUAAUCAAAAUUUAACAUUUAGUUAUGAAGCUAACAUGAUACGUUUACAGUUACACAUUAACAUUUUAAUCAAAACAAGAUCAAUAUAAAAAAUUACAGAUUAUUCCAAAGCUGUUUGACUCCUUUUCCGUCUGUCACAGUUUCUUUUAAAAUAACAUUUAUCUGCAAAGCGUCACUUUGGACCAGGUUCUCUCCGACAGACCGGGACAGAUUCACUGAAUCCUGGACGUGUUUUAACAAAAUCAAAAUGAGCUGCAGAGAACCAGAACAACAAGCCGAUUUCUUCAUGGAGUUAAUGUUGAUUAGUUCUAGAAACAUCAGUGGUUCGUUACUGAAACGUUCAAACAUUAUUUAUCAUUACGAUUUUCAGAUCCAGACUUGAGCCCUUAUCAGAGCUGUGGAUUAUUUCGACUGAAAUCAUCAUCAUCAGUUUCAAAUAUUAAAAUAGAAAAAAAAUAAGAUUAGGCUGAAGCCUCUCUCUCUCUCUCUCUCUCUCUCUCUCUCUCUCUCUCUCUCUCUCUCUCUCUCUCUCUCUCACUCACUCUCUCUCCCCCUCCCUCCCUCUCUAUGUCUCUCGCCCACCUCCAGCCCUGCAGCAGCAGACGGCCUUUUUCAUUUCUGUAAAUCUGCCAAAGACUCUUGUUAAACUUUUCUAUCGGGCGCUUCUCUAGAGGACGGGAGGGGGGGGUAAAGUCAUAUAGCAGCUAUUGGGGGCGUGGGGGGGUGGGGGGGUAUCUGAAGGGGAGGAGUCAGGUUAACUUUUUUUUCUAAAUCAUGUUGUUUUGUUGUAAAAAUACAAACGAAUGUUCUGCGCAAAAUAAAAACGAAAAAUGGCCUUUUUUCCCCACUGGUGCUGAAUUUUUAGAGACUGACGAACAGCGACACCGUGUGGCCGAGGUGAACAUCUUCAUCAAGUCCCACGUAUUUUUUUCCUCUUCAUCUCUUCAUACCAUCCCUCCAUCUCUGCCGAUGGAGGGGGAGCGUGUCCUUGUGUGUGGACGAGUAGGGGCAUGCUGGGAAAUGCAGUAUAUAUAACGAACGCACUGUGACGGAGGACGGACAGAUGGACGCUGUAGCACUUGGACUCCUGUGGAGAAGGAUGGAAACAAACUCAUGUUUCCUUGUCAGGUUUUUAUUUUACGUUUGUGCCAUUUUUUUCCGUUUUAAAAAACACAGGAGUAAAAUUCAUAUGAGAUAUGAAUUCAUCAGUGGAGAUGAGAAGGAAUCAGUCUGAUGUUUGUUGUUGUUGUUGCUGUUGUUGUUGUUUUUCUCCUUUUUGUUCCUGCUUGCAUCACAAUGCAUUCUGGUCCUUGUAGUCCCGUGUGUCCCGGUUCAGUUGAUGAAUAAUAUUCAGUGGGUUCUCCAGCUCGUCAUCCGUUUUCUUUGUUGAUUUUCGUGUGGAUGGAAUCAGUUUGUCGUGGCUGUAAGAAAUGUUAAAGAACCUGGAGGAAGGAAAAACUACAGAAAAAAAGUUCUGGUGGUGGUUUUGUGAGUGGGAGUGAGACCUCCCUGCUGUCUCUGGUUUACAAUAUCUCUGAGCUCAAUCAUAUGACAAGUAAAUGUUUUUCUACGUUCAAAUGUCUGCAUAUUCUAUUCUUUGAAAGACAAAAAAUCUGUUUUUGUAUAUUUUCUUAUUGGAUGCUUAUAAAGUCCUGUUGUAAAGAAUGCAUUUAUCUGAUUGGCUGAAGAGCUAAUGAGGGGUCAGAGGUCAUCAGGCCUUUUCAGGACAUUUUUUUCCUGCGCUGCAUGAGCAGGAAAAACAAAAACCUAAGAAUACAUUUACUGAAUUUACUUUGAAGAAGAUUUCAGAGAGAAAAUGUUAUGACGUGUAUGAAUCUGUGUUUGAUAAAUUCACCACCAAUAAAAAAAGUUCCACUAAAAAAUA
This is a messenger RNA of Lates calcarifer (barramundi perch), 7563 nucleotides long. RefSeq names its product ephrin-A2. Gene Ontology annotation, biological process: ephrin receptor signaling pathway; axon guidance; osteoclast differentiation. Gene Ontology annotation, molecular function: ephrin receptor binding. The transcript is spliced from 4 exons. The record is from RefSeq and is a predicted model, not a curated record. Bases 3087 to 3749 code for a protein of 220 amino acids. Lineage: Eukaryota; Metazoa; Chordata; Actinopteri; Centropomidae. Gene Ontology annotation, cellular component: plasma membrane.